Sceloporus undulatus (fence lizard) is the source of this 3325-nucleotide messenger RNA. RefSeq names its product tetratricopeptide repeat protein 30A-like. Bases 246 to 2297 code for a protein of 683 amino acids. NCBI's taxonomy places the organism in Eukaryota, Metazoa, Chordata, Lepidosauria, Squamata, Phrynosomatidae. Gene Ontology annotation, cellular component: axonemal microtubule; intraciliary transport particle B. Gene Ontology annotation, biological process: intraciliary transport. The record is from RefSeq and is a predicted model, not a curated record. Gene Ontology annotation, molecular function: protein binding; intraciliary transport particle B binding. The transcript has a single exon.
AGGGCGGGAUGCUUCUAGCGGGCGCCGUUGCCGUGGAAACCGACGCCGGUGGGCGGGGACUGCUUCGGCAGUAGAGUAGCGUCGCCUAGGCAACGCCUGCGGUGGAGGAAAAUGGCGGCGGGGCUGCUUCCGCUUCCGUAGCGGCGUCGCUUUUGUCGGCUGGGGAGAAAAAUGGCGGCGGCGUGGGCUGCUUCCGGCAGCGUUGUCGCCUAGGCAACGGUUGUUUGGCGGCCGCUAGGGAGAAAAUGGCGGCGUGCGCGGCGGCGCGGAUCGCGGACGGGGAGUACACGGCGUCCAUCUACGGCCUGAUCCGGGCGGGGCAGCACGCGGAGGCGGUGGGCAUCCUGAGCACGGAGCUCCAGCGCAGCUGCCGCUCCCGGGCGGGCCUCUCCCUGCUGGGCUACUGCUACUACCAGCUGCAGGACUUCGCGGCGGCGGCCGAGUGCUACGAGCAGCUGGUGGCGCUGCACCCGGAGCUGCCCGAGUACCGCCUCUACCAGGCGCAGGCCCUGCACAAGGCCGGCCUCUACGCCGAGGCCCUCCGCGCCACCCUCCCGCUCCUCGAGCCCGCCCCCGGCACCAAGGCCGCCAGCAAUGCCACCCUCCAGAGCAGGGCCCUGCGCCUCCAGGCGGCCAUCCACUACGCCCAGGGAGACCUGGCCGGCGCCAAGGCCCUGGUGGAGCUCCAGGUGGCCGCCGCCACCCCCUCCGCCUCCGAGAGCGGGGCCACUGCCGCCCUGGAGGACCCCUUGGAGCUCCCCGAGGCGGAGGUGAACCAGGGCUGCCUGCUGUACCGCGAGGGGCAGCACGAGGAGGCCUGCGGGAAGUUUGCCUCGGCCAUGCAGGUGCUGGGCUACUCCCCGGAGCUCUCCUACAACAUGGCCCUCUGCUGCUACGCCGCCAAGCAGUACGACCCGGCCCUCAAGCACCUCUCCGACGUCAUCGAGCGGGGCAUGCGCCAGCACCCCGAGCUCAGCGUGGGCACCAACACCGAGGGCCUGGACGUCCGCAGCGUCGGAAACACCCUGCUCCUCCACCGCACCGCCCUGGUGGAGGCCUUCAACCUCAAGGCCGCCAUCGAGUACCGGCUCUGCAACCUCCAGGCCGCCCAGGAGGCCCUCACCGACAUGCCUCCCCGGGCAGAGGAGGAGCUCGACCCCGUCACCCUGCACAACCAGGCCCUGAUGAACAUGGACCAGAGGCCCACCGAAGGCUUCGAGAAGCUGCAGUUCCUCCUGCGGCAGAACCCCUGCCCGCCAGAGACCUUUGGGAACCUGCUGCUCCUCUACUGCAAGUACCAGUACUACGACCUGGCGGCCGACGUCCUGGCGGAGAACGCACACCUCACCUACAAGCUCCUCACGCCUUACCUGUACAACUUCUUGGAUGCCAUCAUCACCUGCCAAACCGCCCCCGAUGAGGCCUUCCACAAGCUGGAUGAGUUGGCCGGGGCCUUGACUGAGCAGAUGAGAAAGCUGACUAAAGAUGUCCAGGAGGCCAGGAAAAACCAAGACGAUGAGGCUGUAAGGAAGGCUAUUAAUGACUAUGAUGAGACGCUAGAGAAAUAUAUCCCAGUCUUUAUGGCCCAGGCCAAGAUAUACUGGGACAUGGAAAACUAUCCCAUGCUGGAAAAAAUGUUCCACAAGUCUCUUGAGUUCUGCAAGGAUCAAGAAGUGUGGAAGCUGAAUGUGGCUCACGUACUGUUCAUGCAAGAGAACAAAUACAGGGAGGCCAUUGGUUUCUAUGAGCCGAUUGUGAAAAAACACUAUGAUAACAUCCUGCAGGUCAGUGCCAUUGUGCUGGCUAACUUGUGUGUGUCCUACAUCAUGACAAGCCAAAACGAAGAAGCAGAGGAGUUGUUGAGGAAGCUUGAAAAGGAAGAGGAGCAGCUGUCUUACCAGGAGCCUGACAAAAAGCUUUAUCACCACUGCAUUGUCAACCUGGUUAUUGGGACGCUUUACUGUUCGAAAGGGAACUUUGACUUCGGCAUCUCUAGGGUGAUUAAGAGUUUGGAGCCAUACAACAAAAAGCUGGGCACAGACACUUGGUAUUAUGCCAAAAGAUGCUUCCUGUCAUUGCUGGAAAAUAUGUGCAAGCACCUGAUCAUGGUGCGCGACAGUGUCAUCCAAGAUUGCCUGCAGUUUUUUGAGCACUGUGAAACGUAUGGCCGAAACAUCCCAGCUGUUAUAGAACAGCCUCUCGAGGAAGAGAAGAUGCAUAGUGGGAAGAACACAGUUACCUAUGAAGCCAGGCAGCUGAGGGCACUGAUGUAUGAAGUUAUUGGGUGGAAUAAGUAAUUGCUCUGGCAUUUCUAUGCAAAAUGACUGGGGACCAGAAGAGUAGUGAACGACUUUGGCUUUUCAAAAUAUUACAUACAUAAAUAUAUUUAUUUAUUAGUUAGUUAAAAGUUAAUUGAUUAGUCAAUUGAUCAUAUCAAACAGUUUACACAAACAUGGUAGAAUGUGAGGAAAUGCAAUACAUAAAAAAUGUAUAAAAUACAGUGCAUAAAAUAUAAUGAAAUAAGAUAAAUUAGACAAAAUGAGAUGGCUUAUAUAUUAAUUUAAAUUAAUAGUAGUAAAUUGUUGCCUUACAAUAAACUAAAGGGUAAUAAAAUACAAAAACCAAAAUAUGUUUAAAUAAGUUUACCACCUUUACAUGCAACUCCAGUAUGAUCAAUAAAACAUAUUCUCAGUUGAAUAGCCCUACCUAUAAAUUUAGCAGUUCUAAUUACCACAUGUGUAUUUGUACCUUGGAGAAAAUGGGCUAGCUGUUUGUUACAUUCGCAGUAUGGAGUUCUAUCAAAUAUUGAUAGUAUUAUGUAAGUUUAUGUGUAUUAUGUAAGGUUAUUUGUAUGUUGUUGUUUUGGCAAUCUGUUAUUUUGGUUCUGGAAUUAAAAUUGGCUUUUUGUACCAAAAUAAUACAAUGUUGUAUAAAUCACAUGUAAUUUUAGAUAUAAACAUGAAAUGCUGGCUUAAAUCCAGUUCCUAGUCCCAGAUAGUGUAGAACUAUCCAGUCAAUAUUGGAUGGUACACCAACACUUAAAAUGCUGUUUCAAGGAGUCUGCUCUAAUUAAGACUAGAUGUUGGGUUGAAGCCAUUGCAUUAGCUUUCUGCAGUUCAUAAAUAUAUGUGUGGUAUGUGUUUUUUUUUUGGGGGGGGGGUGUCUUUGACAAAGUAGCCUUUUAAAAUUUGUACUCAAAUACAAUUAUAUUUUUAAAAUAUGGCAAAAAUAAACUGUUUCCAAAAAAAAAAAAACCCCUAGAAAGCUGUGUGCCCAGUUGUUGUUUUUUUCUGCAGCAAUAAAAUAGGAAGAUACCAACAAGUGA